GCUCACAGCAGUUUCCGGUUCCGGUGCCUCAGACGAUGGUGACAGGAGUAAUGGAGGCGGUGGACAAUCCGUGGCUGGAACCCGAGCGGAAUCCGCCGGCAUCCGCUCCAACGAGUGACAAUGAGCAGAAAUUAUUAAACAAAAGCCGCCGAGUUAGGAGCAAUCAGUGCAUCACGCAGGAUGUGUCCACUCGGCCCCUAAGCCUGCGCGUUGAUGAGACUGCUGUGGAGGAGGCCUCCGCCGACAGCCCAAGCCCCUGUGACGGAGACACCGGAGAAGAAUCAGCAGCUAGUACUCCGGCACCAAGUGUCGGGGACACCGGAGAGGAGCUGGCGGCGGAUUCCACCGCAGACACUGGCGAGGAGUCUGCAGCUGAUUCCACUGGUCCCAGUGACGGAGACUCUGGGGAAGAAUCAGCAGCUGAUUCCACGGGACCCCAUGACACAGGAGAAGAGUCAGCCGCAGAUUCCACGGGCCCAAGCGAUGGUGAUACUGGAGAGGAGUCAGCAGCUGACAGCCCUGCUCCCUGUAAAAUCGACAGACUACUGGAUACGGCGGCUGAUUCCACUGGCCCAAGUGACAGGGACAUUAGGGAGGAGACAGCUGCAGACAGCCCUGGCCCGUGUGAUACGGAUAGUAUAGAGCAGGCGGCUGCAGCUAGCCCUGGUCCCUGUGAUGGCGACACUGUCGGGGAGACUGCUGCUGACAGUCCUGGUCCCUGUGACACAGAUACCAUGCAGCAGGGCACUGCAGUUAGUCCUGGCCCAUGUGAUACGGACCCUGUGGGGGACACAGCUGCCGACAGUCCUGGCCCCUGUGACACAGACACCAUCGAGCAGGGAGCUGCAGGUAGCCCUGGUCCCUGUGAUACAGACACUGUCAGGGAGACAGCUGCAGGUAGCCCCGGUCCCUGUGAUACAGACACUGGUGGGGACACAGCUGCAGCGAGUCCUGGUCCAUGUGAUACGGACACGGUGGGGGAGACAGCAGCUGAUAGUCCAGGUCCCUGUGAUGGAGACACUGUAGGGGAUAUGGCUGCAGAUAGCCCUGGCCCCUGUGAUACGGACACUGUAGGGGAGACAGCUGCCUACAGUCCUAGCCCACAUGACCGAAAUGAAGUAGAGAAACUGGCUGCUGAAAGCCCCCGUCCGUCUGGUGUUCAGAGCACAGCAGGAGACCUGGCUGCAAGUCCCAACCCACCAAGCGACCAGGACACGAUGGCAGAGAUGGAGAUAGACGGGCUGGGUAUGGACAGGGAAACAACAGAGGAAUCGGAGAUUGCCGAGUCCACGAAUGCAGGCAGAGGUCAAGACACUGUGAGCGGACUGGCGGCUGACUCUUCGAGCGGUGCGACAGUGAUGGAGGCAGCAAUGCUGCUCCCUGAGAGCGCCAAUGGGCCACAGCACACCAUGGAUAAACCGAUCAGUUGUGACAUUGCAGACUACAUGGCGACAGACAGCACUGCCACUGGUCUGGAUGUGUACGAGCAGGCCAGCGGUGAUUACGGGGUCCUCGAGGCGGAGGACAGCAUCCCACCGUACCCCACAGACUUUGAGAAGUAUUGGAAGAUAGUUGAGGACAAUCCAUACGAUUUCACAGGCUGGACUUAUGUCCUGCAGUAUGUGGAGCAAGAGAAUCACAUCUGGGCCGUGCGGAAGGCAUUCGAUGCGUUCUUCGCCCGCUAUCCCUAUUGUUAUGGCUACUGGAAGAAAUAUGCUGACAUUGAGAAACGCUUGGGGUUCACCAGAGAGGCAGAGGAGGUUUACCAGCGAGGACUCCAGUCCAUCCCACUCAGCGUCGAUCUGUGGGUGCAUUACAUUACAUUUCUACAGGAGAUCCUUGAUGCUACCAAUCCUGAAACUCCUGGUAAACUCCGGAGCGUAUUUGAAAUGGCAUUGGCUGCUGCUGGCACAGAUUUCCGCUCUGAUCGUCUCUGGGAUCUCUAUGUGAACUGGGAGAAGGAACAGGGGCAGCUGAAGGCUGUGACUGCCAUUUAUGACCGGGUGCUGUCGAUACCCACUCAACUGUACAGUCACCACUUUGAGAAGUUUAAGGAGCACGUGCAGAGCUACUCACCAAAGGACAUCCUGUCCACCGACGAGUUCCUCAAACUGAGGUCAGAGGUCGUGAGCAGCCUCGCGGCAACUGAAACUGAGGGCGACGAGGGCCCCCCUGGAGACGACCCUCCCCCCGGGGUGGGGACCACCGAUGAGGAGAAGGCCGACACAGAGCUGGAGAAGAUCCGAGCCCACCUGGCAGCCACCCGACACGAGAUGUACCUGCUGAAUGAGGAGGAGGUCAGCAAGAGGUGGAAUUUCGAGGAGGCGAUUAAGCGGCCGUACUUCCACGUUAAGCCCCUCGAGAGAGUGCAGCUGAAAAACUGGAAGGACUACCUGGAUUUCGAGAUUGCCAGUGGCACUAAUGAGCGUGUUCUGGUAUUGUUCGAGCGCUGUAUGAUCGCCUGUGCUCUGUACGAGGACUUCUGGAUCAAGUAUGCCAAAUAUCUCGAGAACCACAGUGUCGAGGGGGUCCGCAAUGUUUUCCAGAGGGCCUGCAUGGUUCACCUGCCCAAGAAGCCCACCCUGCACCUGCUGUGGGCUGCCUUUGAGGAACAGCAAGGUGACCUUGAGGAAGCCCGCCGUAUCCUCAAGUCGUUCCAGAUGGUAGUGCCCGGGCUGGCCAUGGUGCUGCUGCGGCGCGUGAGCCUGGAGCGUCGCUGCGGGCACCUAGACCGGGCGGAGGAGCUCCUGCGCGAGGCCAUCGAACAGCACGGGGGCACGGCCCUGGCCUCUUUCUUCUCCAUCAAGCUAGCCCGGCAACUCCUGAAAGUCCAGAAGAACGUGGUAAAGGCCCGGAAGGUGCUGCUGGAGGCUAUCGAGAGGGACAAGGACAACUCCAAACUGUACCUCAACCUGUUGGAGCUGGAGUUCAGCAGUGACAUCCGUGUGAAUGAGAGCAACAUCUUGGGCUGCUUCGAGCAGGUGCUGGUCAGCACUCUCCCCCUCGAAACCAAAAUUGUCUUUUCCCAGCGGAGAGUCGAGUUCCUGGAGGAUUUUGGCUGCAAUGUACAGAGUUUAUUACACGCCUACGAUGAACAUCAGAAACUCCUUAAGCAGAACUCCAGUAAGAAGCGGGCGGCUGAGAAUGGCACUGAGGAACUCGAGGAGAAGCGAGCAAGAAUGGACGAUAGCUCCACGAUCAGCACUGUAACAACCAGCACCAAUUCCAGCACCCUCAUGAGCGGAGACGUGACCAGCAGCCAGGCAGCAUACAACUACAGUGCGUGGUAUCAGCCAUAUGGAUCGUACGGAUAUCAGAACCCAUGGAACUACAGUCAGUAUUACCCACAUAGCUGAGACGGGCUGGUGGCUUGCAGGAGUAUGAACUGUGUACAUACUGAAAACAAGGGACCGGUUUCUGUUUACCCAACCUUUUCUAAAGUCCCUCGGCCAUCAAACACCAUCCCCAGCCCUCGAUGAGCAGGAAGACACAGCCAGGCACAGGUGUCGGAUCUGCGAGGUCUUUUUAUUUGUUGUGUGGCUGUGAUGUUGCCCUGAAGAAACCUGUCCCGUUUCAGGGAGACCAGGCAUCUUUGUGUGCAGUUCCUUCAGAGAGUGUUCCCAUCAGGCAUCCUUCCUUCCUCGCCCUCCUCUUCCUCAUGUUUAAUAUGAAGAACAUGAAGGCAAGAGCAGCUGCGUAAUCUGUAGGAGGGUUUCGACUAACGUUUGGCAUAUUGUUCUGUGUAAACUUGUGCUCUCCAAGGUGAGGGGUUUAGAGAGCAGGCUCCCUACCCCUGCCCCCACCAGCCCUGCUCCUUUGCCGCCUCCCUCACCCAGUACCGCCCACAUUACAGUAUGGAGCCGGGGCUGCUCUGUACAGCAGAAGAGAGAGAGGUGAGUUGAUCCUUUCAACUGCCUAGGGCUGGCGAGAUAGCUGCCUAAUUUCUACAAGCAGAGGAGCUCCUUUUCAGUAAUCUCCUCUGGCUCCAGCAACAGCGCUUGCUGCAUCUCAAGGUGACAGCCUGCAGGUAAGUUAAUUGAUUUUCCUGGAGUGGGGUGGGGGCUUGGAAUUUGAAACGAAGCUAAAUAACGUAGCACAGAUACAGCACCCUGCACUCGGAAAGUGCCUUGAGUUUCCAUGCUGGGCCAGACAGGGAUUUCCAGUGCUCGGGUGCACUGUUACACAGAAUAUGGGAUUCUUGAAGCAGUUUGACAUCAGUUUUGUGACAGCAGGGAAUCGAGAGCCACUGCCGCUCUAAAAGGCUGUCUUAUGUCUCCUACCCUUGUCUUUCUCUGCCUGUGCCUAUCUCAGCCACCUUCUUUUUGAAGGUGCAAGCACCCUGUGACCCAGAAUCAGCCACUAACUGCCCGAACACACGGAGCUCCUGAUGAUGCACCCUUUCUCCACGAACCCCCAACCCCAACACUGACCUUUUUACUCAGCUCUCUGCCCCACCAGGUUUGAAAAGGCAAAGCUGCCAGGAGCGAAACAGAGUGGGUACAUCCCGCACGUGGGUCCCGGCUGGAGAGGAUCCUCUCCUGGCUGAAUGCCCUUGACACAGCCCCACUUCAGGUCUAACACUAACCGUGCUCUCCCAUCCCUUUCUGCUGCUACUGUAAUGGACAGGUUCUCGCCAGCGUUGUCUGUUUGUUGUUGCACAGCGCCGAUGGAAGUCUGAGAGUUGGCACAAGUUGAUGAGCCAGAGAUUUGUGUCCUGCUUUGCAGCCACUAGUGACUGACAGCAGAUCCCAUUCACCUCCAAUGUGAAUCCAUUUUUUUUCUUAUGUACAAAUUCUUGUUCAGGCAAAAACGAACACAUUUUUGCAAGUAACAAUUUUUUAAUGAAUGUAAUGUUUUUUUUCUGUGAAUGGAUGGUGUAAAUAAAAGGAAGAUUGGAGACA
Molecule: messenger RNA, 4901 nt
Organism: Stegostoma tigrinum
Lineage: Eukaryota; Metazoa; Chordata; Chondrichthyes; Orectolobiformes; Stegostomatidae
Product: pre-mRNA-processing factor 39-like
Exons: 14
Coding region: 36-3356 (1106 amino acids)
Biological process (GO): mRNA 5'-splice site recognition; RNA processing
Cellular component (GO): commitment complex; U1 snRNP; U2-type prespliceosome
Molecular function (GO): protein binding
Source: RefSeq, a predicted model, not a curated record